Messenger RNA from Galeopterus variegatus (Sunda flying lemur), 2983 nucleotides. RefSeq names its product basic helix-loop-helix family, member e40 (gene BHLHE40). The record is from RefSeq and is a predicted model, not a curated record. The coding region runs from base 300 to 1538 and encodes 412 amino acids. Gene Ontology annotation, molecular function: DNA-binding transcription factor activity, RNA polymerase II-specific; RNA polymerase II cis-regulatory region sequence-specific DNA binding; protein dimerization activity. The transcript is spliced from 5 exons. Gene Ontology annotation, biological process: circadian regulation of gene expression; regulation of transcription by RNA polymerase II; regulation of neurogenesis. Gene Ontology annotation, cellular component: nucleus. NCBI's taxonomy places the organism in Eukaryota, Metazoa, Chordata, Mammalia, Dermoptera, Cynocephalidae.
CUCCCCGCCCGCCCCACUUCUCAUUCACUUGGCUCGCACGCCGCAGACGGCGCAGGGCGCACACACCGCCAGUCUGUGCGCAGAGUCGGAGCCAGAGGCCGCGGGGACACCGGGCCAUGUACGUCCUCAACUGAAGCAGCACCUCAAAGCGCAACUCCCAGCAACCCAGCGGAUUUCAGGGAGCUCAGACUCAGAGGAUCCUCUGCAGAAAGACAACCUAAACCCCCACCAGGACAGUCUUCACCCCGACGCUUCGCUAGUGCAGACAGGAGCGCGCAGUGGCCCCGGCUCGCCGCGCCAUGGAGCGGAUCCCCAGCGCGCAACCACCUCCCGCCUGCCUGCCCAAAGCGCCAGGACUGGAGCACGGAGACCUACCAGGGAUGGAUUUUGCCCACAUGUACCAAGUGUAUAAGUCGAGGCGGGGAAUAAAGCGGAGCGAGGACAGCAAGGAGACCUACAAAUUGCCGCACCGGCUCAUCGAGAAAAAGAGACGUGACCGGAUUAACGAGUGCAUCGCCCAGCUGAAGGAUCUUCUACCCGAACAUCUCAAACUUACAACUUUGGGUCACUUGGAAAAAGCAGUGGUUCUUGAACUUACCUUGAAGCAUGUGAAAGCACUAACAAACCUAAUUGACCAGCAGCAGCAGAAAAUCAUUGCCCUGCAGAGUGGUUUACAAGCUGGUGAGCUGUCGGGGAGAAAUAUCGAAGCAGGUCAAGAGAUGUUCUGCUCAGGUUUCCAGACAUGUGCCCGGGAGGUGCUUCAGUACCUGGCCAAGCAUGAGAACACUCGGGACCUGAAGUCUUCGCAGCUUGUCACCCACCUCCACCGUGUGGUCUCAGAGCUGCUGCAGGGUGGCACCUCCAGGAAGCCAUCAGACCCAGCCCCCAAAGCCAUGGACUUCAAGGAGAAACCCAGCUCCUUGGCCAAAGGCUCAGAAGGCCCUGGGAAAAACUGUGUGCCAGUCAUCCAGAGGACUUUCGCUCACUCGAGCGGGGAGCAGAGCGGAAGCGACACGGACACAGACAGUGGCUACGGCGGAGAGUCGGAGAAGAGUGACUUGCGCGGCGAGCAACCGUAUUUCAAAAGCGAUCACGGACGUAGGUUCCCCAUGGGAGAAAGGGUCGGCGCUAUUAAGCAAGAAUCCGAAGAGCCCCCCACAAAAAAGAGCCGAAUGCAGCUCUCCGAUGAUGAAGGCCAUUUCUCCAGCAGUGACCUCAUCAGCUCCGCGUUCCUGGGCCCACAUCCGCACCAGCCCCCCUUCUGCCUGCCCUUCUAUCUGAUCCCACCGUCAGCGACCGCUUAUCUGCCCAUGCUGGAGAAGUGCUGGUAUCCCACCUCUGUGCCAGUGUUAUACCCGGGCCUCAACGCCUCUGCCGCAGCCCUCACCAGCUUCAUGAACCCAGACAAGCUCUCAGCUCCGCUGCUCAUGCCCCAGAGACUCCCGUCUCCCUUGCCAGCCCAUCCGUCCGUCGACUCUUCGGCUUUGCUCCAAGCUCUGAAGCAGAUCCCCCCUUUAAACUUAGAAACCAAAGACUAAACUCUGCAGGGGAUCCUGCUGCUUCGCCUUCCUUCCUCCCUACUUCCAAAAAAAAAAAAAAAAAGCCCACAAAAAGUUUUUGUGAGUGCAGCGAGAUUGUUCCAUUGUGUAUACUGAGAUAAUCCGAGGCAUGGAGAGGAGAUUCAGGGUGCGUGUGCAUGCGCGCUACGUGCACGCGCAUCGCGUGCCUGUGUGUUGGUAUAGGACAUUAAAGCUCCUUUUGGGUAGGGAAAAUGCGAAGGAUUGCUUGACAUCAGGAGAUUUAGGGGGUUUGUAGCAGACUUCUGGGCUUUUCCCCACCCAGAGAAUAGCCUCCUUUGAUACAAAUCAGCUGGAUUUUCAAAAGCUUCAAAGUCUGGUCUGUGAGUCACUCUUCAGUUUGGGAGCCGGGUCUGUGGCUUUGAGAACAAGGUACUUUCAAAAGAGGGCUUUCCACAGCGCAGCUCCCAGCCAGCUGUGAGGACCCCACCCUUCUCCCUUUAUUGUUGAUGUGACUCACCAGACGACGGGGAGAGAGCAGUCAGACUGAACUCUGUUAAAGUGGUGAGGUAGCAGACACUGGCAUAGCCCGGUAGUGGUUUGGGGAGAUUUCUACAGGUCUCCCCACCCCUGCCUCGGAUGAAUAAGGAGAAUGUAGUUCCCUGCUCAGGCUUGGAUGAUGAUUAGCUUACUAAGGAACUGAAAAUGGCCCCCUUGUGCAAGCUGAGCUGCCAGGGAAUGAGGUAGGAGUUCCCCAGGCCUCUGGCACCUGUUUCUUGGUCUCACCGGUAGUACUUGCUGUCCAGGGAACCAAACUAGGGUCUGAGAGAUGAGGCCACCCAGGACGCCCCAAAGUAACAAAUUGCUACCUUCUAGCAAAGCUAGACUCGGUUUUAAAUUCUAUCCUAAAAGCUCCUUUUAACCAAGCUUAGCUUCUCAAAGGCCUAACUGAGCCUUGACACCGCAAGAACCUUUCUGUAGGCUAAUUCUUCUUGCCUGAUGGCAUAUGGAGUGUCCUUAUUGCUAAAAAUUCUCUGUCUCCUUCAAAGAUGUUUUAUUUUUGGUCCAGAGUUCUUGUUUUCCUGACUCGUCCAGCUAACCGUGCACCAGCUUUUCAAAAUGCACUAUGCUUUGAUCGCCGAUUGUGUUUUAACUUCUUUUCCUGUUUUUAUUUUGGUAUACAGUCGUUGCCUUUAUUUGUAAAGCUGUUAUAUAUUAUAUAAAUAUAUUGAAAAGGAAAAUGUUUCAGAUGUUUAUUUGUAUAAUUACUUGAUCUACAAAGUGAGAAAAAUGAAUGUAUUUCUGUUUUUGAAGAGAAUAAUUUUUUUCUCUAGGGAGAGGUACAGUGUUUAUAUUUUGGAGCCUUCCUGAAGGUGUGAAAUUGUAAAUAUUUUUAUCUAUGAGUAAAUGUUAAGUAGUUGUUUUAAAAUACUUAAUAAAAUAAUCCUUUUCCUGUGGAAGAGAAA